Messenger RNA from Oncorhynchus nerka (sockeye salmon), 4278 nucleotides. RefSeq names its product storkhead-box protein 2-like. The transcript is spliced from 4 exons. Gene Ontology annotation, cellular component: cytoplasm; nucleus. Gene Ontology annotation, molecular function: RNA polymerase II transcription regulatory region sequence-specific DNA binding. The coding region runs from base 1027 to 3990 and encodes 987 amino acids. NCBI's taxonomy places the organism in Eukaryota, Metazoa, Chordata, Actinopteri, Salmoniformes, Salmonidae. The record is from RefSeq and is a predicted model, not a curated record. Gene Ontology annotation, biological process: regulation of transcription by RNA polymerase II.
GCGGCAGCUGCGGUGGUUGGCGUUGAAAUACAUUGGCCGUUGACUGGAGUUAGCUGCAGCUCUGUUGGUUGAAUGAAUGGAUGAUAUAACGAGCCUUUUAGGAUUGGAUUCUCGUAUUGGAUUUUCACGAGAGAGGAGGAUAUCUAUUCUGGGAUUUGUUUUAUUUAUAUGCGCUCCAUUCUAUGCGCCUUUUUUUCUCUCCCCACCCUUUCCAGGUGUGGUGUCGUCGAGGACGAGCGGGUCUUGCGCGGUGGAUUUGGCCUCCGCUACACUCUGCAAUCUGUAGAGUUUUUCAGUGGAGGUCAGGGUAAAGGGCGCUAUUAUUUCUCUUUUUUUUCCUCAAAGGGGGGCUCUUUUGUUUUCCGCCUAUAGCUCCCAUGGUGAAUUGAGCUAUUGUCGGAGAACAGCCUCUACAGCUAAACUGCCGAUUCUCUACCCAUCUAUUCCCUUUCCACCCCUCCCCCAAUUCCCCUCCACCCCUCCCCCAAUUCCCCUCCACCCCAUAAAAAAUACAUUCACCUGAACCAACCCCCUCCAACCUUCCUUUCCCACACCUCCAUCUCCCCUCGCCAUCCUCCCUCCUUGCUUCCCAUGCCCCAUUUUCUUCAUCCUUACCCCUGCCACCCCCUCCCCUUCCGCAGCAUAGCGGCUACGUAAUGCGCCUCCCGACGCAUGCGAACAGGGAUGCUACAAAUGGUGGUUCGGACUGAUCGCUGACAUAAAAAAAAGGGUGAUGCCUGGCGCAACCACCACCGCCGCAAUGGAUCAGCCCGGGAAAACGCAGCAGAUGCCAAUCCACCGCAGUCUGGAUUGAGAGGCGGCUGUAGUAGCUUGCCUGUGGAUGUGAAUGACUAAACGUGCGUGUGUGUGUAUGCAAGCGUGCACGCUGGUCCUCCGUCAUGUCUCUCGUCUGAUCCCUUGCACGGGGCGACCCUGCUGAUGUGGGGGAGGCACUAAGCCUCAGGUUGGCCUCCCCCCGAACCCAGUAGUAGCCCCCGUGGCAGGCCGCUUGCCCCUGGGGUCGCUAUGAAGAAUACCCGCAGCACCAACCUGCGGCGGGCCUGGCCCAGUUCGGACCUGUCCGAGCGGCUGCCGGAGCGCACCCGCUCCCGGAGCGAGAAGGACUUCCGUCUCCAGCAGAAACACCACCACACUCCCCCUCCUCCACCCCACAUCUCACCAGGCCCCCCCCAGGGCUACCAAAUGCCAGGUGAUGUGUCUCCCAUCAGCAUGUCUCCUAUCAGCCAGUCCCAGUUCAUCCCACUGGGGGAGAUCCUGUGUCUGGCUAUCUCAGCCAUGAACUCUGCUCGCAAGCCCGUCAGCCAGGAGGCGCUGAUGGAACACCUCGCCACCUGCUUCCCAGGUGUUCCGACACCGAGCUCGGAAAUUCUGCGACACACCCUAAACAUGCUGGUGCGAGAGAGGAAAAUCUACCCAACACCUGAGGGCUACUUCAUUGUCACUCCCCAGGCCUACUUUAUCACCCCCAACCUCAUCCGAUCCAACAGCAAGUGGUACCACCUGGACGACCGGCAGCAGCAACAACAACAGCAGCAGUGUACCUCCCCACAGUCGGGCACCAUCACGCCCUCCACCCCGGGCUGCACGAGGGAGAGGCCCAACCAGAAAAACCACGGUGACUCCUACAACACGUACCGCGAUGAUACACCCAUACCUCAUGCCCCGGCUUACCAGAGGAAGUCUCCCAAGGAGCCUCGGGGAGAGCCCCCCUCCUACCCUGAGCCCCCUCCGGCUCCCGUUCAGACGUCAUCACAGUUGCAAGAGCCUCUGAUGGACAAGAGCAAGAGCAAUGCCCCCUUCCCCUACAAGACUGACACGCUGACCAAAAAAAAGGAGGGCAGUGGUGGUGGCAGCAGUGCCGAGAAGCAAUCAAAGAAAUUUGGGCUGAAACUGUUCAGGCUGAGCUUCAAGAAAGACAAGCUGAGGCAGCUGGCCACGUUCUCGGCCCAGUUCCCCCCAGAGGAAUGGCCCCUCCGCGAUGAGGACGCGCCUGCCAUCACCAUCCCCCGCACUGUAGAGAUGGAGAUCAUCCGGCGGAUCAACCCAGACCUGACGGUGGAGAAUGUGGCACGCCACACGGCCGUGAUGAAGAGGCUGGAGGAGGAGCGUGCCCAGAGGAGAAAAGCAGGCAGCUCGGCUGAGCACAGUGCACGCAGCCGGAGGAGCCGUGGUCACCGUCGGGUGCCGCACGGCAAGUCCCGUUCACACAGCAAGGCUCGCGUCUCCCGGGGUGGCCCGUCCGAGAGUUCCAACCUGGACAUGGCCAUGGUGGACAGGGAUUACAGCCGCUUCUUCAGCCACUCGCUGGUGCGCUCCCCUCGUGAGGCCAUGUACACAUUGGAGCGCAAACGAAGCGGCGGGACUUACAUAGUCCACAGUAACCCCAACAUUCCAGAGUCCCACUUCCCCGUCACCCCAGAGUGGGACGUGUCCGGGGAAUUGGCGAAAAGGAGGACAGAGAUGCCUUUCCCCGAGCCCUCGCGCGGGACAUCCAGCGGGAGAGUGCACCGAAGCCACAGUCAAACUCAAGAAGGAAGGAAGUCGCGCGACGAGAUGCCCGAUCAGGCUAAGGAGAGGUCCCGCUCCAUGGAUAACGCUUUGAGCCCUCUGGGCGGAAUGAGCACCUCUUUGGGGAUGUCAGAGGACUAUGAGCGGAGUCCCGACGAGCGGAGUCAUUACUACACAGAUGAUGGGACUUUGCGGGCCUCCCAGAAGUCGUCCCACUACUCAAGGAUCAUGUUCUCGGCUGCCAAGUUCAACUCUGAAAUGUAUGUGCCUGAUUUGGGGAAGGGGAGCUUAGGGAAGGGGAGCUUGGACGAGUCUAGGAUCCGAAGCCCACUGGAAAGGAACAAGAGCAGAGACAGCUUGCCGGCCUACAGUGAUCUGAAGGGACUCUCGCCCAAGCCCUCGGCGGACGACUACUUCCAGUGCAAUACGUCGAACGAAACAAUCCUUACCGCCCCUUCACCUCUGUCAAAAGCAGACCACGACACGUUAACCUCUUCUGAGGGAAUCCGGAAGGGCACUCCGGCUGAUCGCCACACCCCUCACCUUACCUCUCCCCUCACAAUGGAAUACAAAGAGGACUCUUUGGCAAAGGGACAAAACGGCUCAAAACGGCCAACACCAAGCCAGACCCCAGAGCCCAUGCCUAAUGGACGUUUGAUACAACACCAACACAACGUAGACCCUGGAGGGGGAGGCGGUGGUGGUGGGGCAGACAAGAGGAAGGAGAUCUUCAGCAAGGACACUUUGUUCAAGCCUCCGCACAACGCGUUGACUGCAGGCUACGUGGACGGCACCUACACCAAGUCGGGCACCCUGCGAAAGACCCCACACAUCAAAUCAGCCGAUGUUCUUGACAAUCUAGAGGCCCAGCAGCCUUCGAAUUCAGCAGCUUCCCCCGCUUCCGCCCUGGGCCUCCAGGGCUCCGAGCCAGCGGUCCCGUCAGCCUCCGAGGCCGCCUUUGACUACUACAAUGUGUCGGACGAUGACGAGGAGGAGGUGGUGGUGGAGGAGGCCUCACGGGAGGAGUUAGUGGCGGCAGAGGUCAAAGGGCACGGGCAGGGUGAAAUCGGAACCAUGCAGUGGCUUCUGGAGCGGGAGAAGGAGCGUGAUCUGCAGCUCAAGUUUGAGACUAACCUCACGCUGCUCAGCCCCAAGGAGACAGAGAACAGUAGCAGCCAGAAGUCAGCACAUUCGGCACGUCUGGAUAGCAUGGACAGCAGCAGUGUGACUGUAGACAGUGGAUUCAACUCCCCAAGGACACGUGAAAGCCUGGCUUCCAACACGUCGAGCAUCAUGGAGAGCAAUAGACGACAGAAUCCAGCAUUGAGUCCGGGCCACAUGGGCACCACCAGCAUCGGUCCGCCUUUCAGCUUUCGCACCAUCCCAGAACCCCCCCAUACCGCACAGCCUGAGAAACUGCAGAAGUCUUCAACCUGCCUGGCAUCCAUCACCAGCGUCUGACCUGACAUACAGACAGACAUACAUCAAGGCCUGAAAUGGAGGACGUGGAUUAUUAAGGUUAUGGUAGGGACCAUUGGGGGUAAUAGGGGGGGGUGGGGGGGGGGGUGGAGAAGGCAGAAGUUGGGUCACGUUGUGCCCCCACCUUCUCCUCACCCAUCCACACACACAUGUCCACCCUCCCUCACCCAACCCCCAGAAAAUCCAACUACUACUGGGACUGUUAACCACACAGGCAUGGCUUCCAGAGACUGUUUCCACAGCUUCAAAACUUCACUGCAAAAAAACAAA